Molecule: messenger RNA, 1434 nt
Organism: Fukomys damarensis (Damara mole-rat)
Lineage: Eukaryota; Metazoa; Chordata; Mammalia; Rodentia; Bathyergidae
Product: tRNA (adenine(58)-N(1))-methyltransferase, mitochondrial-like
Biological process (GO): tRNA methylation
Cellular component (GO): tRNA (m1A) methyltransferase complex
Source: RefSeq, a predicted model, not a curated record
AUGGAGGCUCCUGCAAAGACACUCAGUAAAUACCUGCGGAAUCAUGUUCAACUGGCUCAACACCACUGGGGGCAUAUGCAUGACCGUUACUUUGGGCGGCAUGGGACAGUCACAUUAGGUGGUAUUAAGCCACCCAGUGGGACAAUCAUACAUUUUUUUGAGGAAGCCAGGUCACCGUGUUAUGAGUCCUCACCUAGAGACACAGAAGAUGGAGAGCCAGAGCGCCAGACGGUGCAAAGGGAAGUCUCCGGAUGGAGUAAUCCCCAUCUCUCCUUUGGCACGACCAGGAUUUUGGGGUCUGAUGUCUGUCAUCGCUGGAAAGCCUCAGACUGCAGACAUGGUGGGAGGGGUCAGCCCCUCGGGAUCUUAGGAUCCUGGGGACUCCAGGGCAGAGCAGAGCCAGCCCAAUCCCCUGCAGUGGGAAAGUGGGUUUCCCCACUGCCCACCCUGGCUCAGGCGUCUCCCGCUUCUUGCCCAACUUUCAGAAAGGGAUCCUUUCAGGCCAGAGAGCUGAUUUUAGCUGAGACUGGGGAGGGAGAAACUCACUUAAAAAAAUUAUUUAGGUUGAGCAACAUCAGACACUUAAAUAAUAUGUGGGGGUUAGUCCUGUACAAGAUCGUGGGAAAGUUCCCCGGCCAGGUACUGACAAGUUCCCUUGGUAAGCAUUUCAUGCUGCAGAGGACAGCACUGGAAGACUAUGUGUUACUGAUGAAAAGAGGGACUGCCAACACAUCCCCAAAGGACAUGAACACGGUACCGAUGAGGACAGGUAUCAACCCAGGCGAUACUGUUUUAGAUGCAGGCUCUGGCUCUGGUGGAAAGAGUUUAUCCAAAGCAGUUGGAUCACAAGGCCAAGUCAUAAGUUUUGAAAUACGAAAGGACCAUCAUGAUCUGGCUAAGAAGAAUUACAAACACUGGCACGAUUCAUGGAAAUUAAGUCAUGUAGAAGAAUGUCCAGAUAAUGUGAAUUUCAUUGACAAGGAUAUUUUGGGAGCAGCUGAAGACAUACAAUCUUUAGCAUUUGAUGUGGUACCUUUGGAUAUGUUAAAUCCUCUAGUUGCAAUGCCUGCUUUAUACCCACGUCUUAAACACGGUGGUGCAUGUGUUGUAUAUCUAGCAAACAUCACACAGGUUAUUGAACUUUUAGAUGGAAUUCACAUCUGUGAACUUGCUCUCAUUGAACUCAUUGUGAGUGACUGGUUGGUUUGCUGUGCAAAACACAGAAUUGGAAUUUUACCUCAAAAAGCAGAACCUAAAAUCAACACAGAUCCACAAUUACAUCCUGAAAAGGAAAGUGAAGAUGAAGAAGAAUCACAGUCUGAUUUUCCAUAUGGAUCCUUUCCCUAUAUUACAAGACCUGUCCACUGGCAAACUGAUCAUACAGCUUUCCAAGUUAAGGAAGGUCAAACCACAAUAACCAAGUAUCUCAGAUGA